Molecule: messenger RNA, 1095 nt
Organism: Priceomyces carsonii
Lineage: Eukaryota; Fungi; Ascomycota; Pichiomycetes; Serinales; Debaryomycetaceae
Gene: FGR10
Product: Fgr10p
Exons: 1
Coding region: 1-1095 (364 amino acids)
Biological process (GO): protein maturation
Cellular component (GO): cytoplasm
Molecular function (GO): beta-aspartyl-peptidase activity; threonine-type endopeptidase activity; asparaginase activity
Source: RefSeq, a predicted model, not a curated record
AUGGAUCCUUUCUUAAUUGUAACGCACAUAGGAGCGGGCAACCACUCAAUUUCAAAGAGUUAUAGUUACAAACGGCUACUUAAAGAAGCACUUAAGCAGAAGGAUCUAAUUUCUGCAAGUCAAGUCUUAGAGGCCUCAACUUUAACUAAUACUGGAUAUGGGUCAUCUUUAAACCUUGAAGGUAAAGUUAAAUGCGACUCGAGUUUUAUAUAUUUCGAGAAUGGUCUAAAAUCGCAAGGGUCAUUAUAUAACGUUACUAAAAAGUAUCCGAUCCUGGAAACUGUUCGUUGUUAUGAAUUUUUGGAUCUGCUUUAUCUGCGUGAAAUCAAUAACAUGGGAUUAACAAGACCUUUGAUCUUGGAUCAUGAUUCGAUUUCGACAUUUCAAAGGCUAACUUCUCUACCUAAUCCGAUUGAGACCAGUGAUCACAAUAUGGGGAAUGAAGACUUGGUCAUUCCAAAGAUGCAUAAGAUAUAUGAAAGAUAUAGGGGAAGGUUAUUUGAAACCGGGAAAAAUGCAGAGCUUCAUUCAGAACUACGAAACGAAAUCUCAGAUACAAUAGGUAUUUGCUGUAUUCAAGAAAAUAAUUCUUACGUCGCAACAUCUUCAGGUGGCAACUUUUUCAAGUUGCCGGGGAGAAUAGGUUGUGCUGCUAUAGUUGGCGCCGCGAUCGAUUUUAUUAGAAGAGAAGGGUAUGAAAUUUGGUGUAUGUGCAGCGGCAAUGGUGAAGAUAUCAUACAGAUGCAGUUGGCACAUUAUAUUGUGGGCUCAUUAAACCUCAAAGAUCCUUAUGACUUUUGCCAAAAUGUCGUUUCAUUAAUAUGUGAACGCUCUAAAUUUUUUUGCAUGAAUGGUAUUAAUAAUGACGGUGAGCCUAUAGUUUAUGUAGGUGUGGUUGUUGUCAUAAAGUGUCUCGCAGACGAUCAAUGUCAUAUUGUUUAUUGCCAUAGCACACAAUCGUUUUAUUUUGGGUUUAAAUUGCAUGAUCAAGAGGAAGAGUUGAUAAUAAGUAGGCUUAAGCAAUCUUCUAAAGCUGGAAAGACUUUUGCGAGAGGUGAAUUCAAGGUAUCUUCAAAACGCUCAUUUAAAAAGUAA